This is a messenger RNA of Striga hermonthica, 1278 nucleotides long. Lineage: Eukaryota; Viridiplantae; Streptophyta; Magnoliopsida; Lamiales; Orobanchaceae. The record is from the annotation of a GenBank genome assembly.
AUGAGAAGCUGCAGAGGGAGGUUCGUCGUCGGGUUUUGGGUGAUUAUUCUUCUUGUUCCGAUUUUAGUCUCGAGUAGUAUUGAGGUUGUUGAUGAGGCUUUUGUUAAUGAAACAACAUAUGUGUCGUCCUAUUCGGAUUUGGAGUACUCUACAUUAGCAGCAGCAUCUGCUGCUCCUGAUGCAUUAAUGGUGGGACUCACUCUUAUUCAUGGAGCUGCAGCUAAAGGAGCUGUGUGUCUGGAUGGGACAUUACCCGGUUAUCACUUGCAUCGUGGAUUUGGAUCAGGGGCAAAUAAUUGGAUAGUCAAUUUAGAGGGUGGGGGGUGGUGCAAUAACAUAAGAACCUGCCGUUACCGCAAAAAUACGAACCGCGGCUCCUCAAAGUACUUCGAAAAAGAAAUUCCAUUCAUCGGGAUUCUCAGCGACAAGGCUUCGCAAAACCCAGAUUUUUUUAAUUGGAACAGAGUAAAGAUUCGUUAUUGUGAUGGAGGCUCCUUUUCCGGAGACAGCGAAAACAAGGCUGCAGGUUUGCAAUUUAGAGGGCAACGCAUAUGGCAAGCUGCAAUAGAAGACCUAAUGUCCAAGGGACUGAAAAAUGCAGACCAAGCCCUUCUCUCCGGUUGUUCGGCUGGUGGACUAUCGACUAUAUUACACUGUGACGAGUUUAGAGAUUUAUUUCCUGAGACCACCAAAGUGAAGUGCUUUAGUGAUGCGGGAUUAUUUCUUGAUGCUGUUGAUGUUUCUGGCGGGCGUACACUUAGACAUUUUUAUGCAGGUGUUGUCAGCCUGCAGGGUGUUGCUAAAAACUUGCCCAAAACUUGUCGCUUGGAUCCAACUUCGUGCUUCUUCCCGGAGAAUCUAAUCCUCAAAAUAAAAACUCCACUGUUUAUUCUCAACGCCGCCUAUGAUACAUGGCAGGUCCAACAGAGCUUGGCUCCUGCAUCAGCCGAUCCUCAUGGUACCUUUGCCUUGUGUAAAAAGAACAUCGACAAAUGUUCGCCGUCAAAUAUCAAAUUUUUACAACAUUUUAGGGAUCGUAUGCUGAAUGGAGUUAAAGGGUUAAUUGCAUAUGGGCAAAGUGGGUUGUUCAUAAAUUCUUGUUUUUCUCACUGUCAGUCUGAGAGGCAGGACAUAUGGUUCUCCAAGAACUCUCCACUCCUUGCCAACAAGGCAAUUGCAAAAGCUGUUGGAGAUUGGUAUUUCGAUCGAGCAAAUGUGAAGGAGAUCGACUGCCCGUACCCGUGCGACAAAACUUGUCACAACAUGGUUUUCCGUUGA